Molecule: messenger RNA, 1596 nt
Organism: Lepisosteus oculatus (spotted gar)
Lineage: Eukaryota; Metazoa; Chordata; Actinopteri; Semionotiformes; Lepisosteidae
Gene: ddt
Product: D-dopachrome tautomerase
Molecular function (GO): phenylpyruvate tautomerase activity
Source: RefSeq, a predicted model, not a curated record
AGCCAAUGAGCAGUGAAGUUGCACCGCUUUCCGGCUUGAGGUGUCCUUGUAUAGUCCCUUAGGGUCUGUAACUUCUUUCGUCUGAUUGAUAACAAAGUUUGUGGAGAGACGCCAUGCCGUUCAUCGAUCUGGAGAGCAACCUGCCUUCGAGCAAAUUUCCCGACGAGUUUCUGAAAAAGAUGUGCUCCAGCACGGCGGCGGUACUAGGGAAGCCCGAGGACAGGAUGAACUUGACUGUGAGGGCAGGCCUGUCCAUGCUCAUGGCUGGCUCCUCAGCUCCUUGUGUGCAGGUCACUGUCUCUGCCAUUGGGGUGGUGGACAGUGCGGAGAAGAACAAGCAGCACAGCGCCAAGAUCUUCCAGUUCCUCACCCAGGAGCUGGGGCUCAGCGAAGACAGGAUUGUCCUCCGGUUCUGGCCUCUCGAACCCUGGCAAGUUGGGAAGAAAGGGACUGUGAUGACCUUCCUGUGAAGAAUGAGGAUACAAAUGUCACAUUAUUGCUGCAGUGCACCACCAGGAAAGAGAGUGUGGAUUGUUUCUUAUACUUGACAGUUGUGUGCAGAAUGAAGCACAUUUUUCUGUUUAAUAAAUUCCUAGUGCUCCUUAUAUGUAACAGAUAUCAAUGUGACACACUCAAAAAUAAAAAAAAAUAUUAUAAGAAGGAAUGUUGUCUAGUCAAGGGAUCCCUUUUCCAGAUGUAUUUCUUUACAAGGAAGAACAACAUGAAAGGAUUGUUAUAAAUUCUUACUUAUGGCUAUGAGGCAUUAAAAACAGAACGGAAGGUCAAUAUAUCAGCAGCUUUUAGAGCACCUUUGUCUGCUGUGUAAGACUGAGAUUUAUCCUACACAGCUGGCUAGACUGGGUGUAAAAACAUCCCCUGUGAGAACUGGUGUGAUGUAUUGGCUGGUUCUGUUAGAAUAGGAGGUUAAAAAGAGUGACCUGAGGAUAUUCAUUAGUUUAGUUAGAUGCUGGUGCCUGGAAUUGAAGAAAUAAUUGUAGGUAUUGACUAAUUGGAAAAAGUGAUUCUGUAUUUAAGUGAGCUGAGUUCUUGACACGGUGUUAAUAUUUGUUCUCUGUUGCCCUGAGUUUUCUCUUUCUUCCUUCAUUGGUCUGCUCUGCUGAACUGUCUAACUGUGAGUGUCUUCUGGUAACCCUGCAUAAUGCCUCACUCCCAUUGAGGUAUUACCACCUGAACCUGGUACUCCGAAAAUCUUUAACAUGUGUCUGCUUAUAGCACAUUGCUGAUAUUCUGAUUGAUACUCUUUUAUUUUUUUAAUUGCCACAUUUGAAAGUUUUUAUCUGUAUAUUUCAAGGUAUAAUCAUCAUGAAGAGAGACCUUAACGUGACUGUGUACGUUCACUUGUUCUAUCAUGCCCUCUUGUUCUCAGUUAGUGAAAAUGAGCUCCGUGAAGUUGCCCCCCCCUACAGACAGCACAAACGAUGAAAUCCACCUCAUUCGUUAGAGCUACGUUUGUGCCGUUGAAAGUAGUGUUUGUGCUGCUUUUGUUUCCGAGAUAUAGCACCUUCUUUGAUUUUGAUCAGUUGACCCCAGACUUUGCAGCCUUUACAUGAAUAAACAGUCUUACAUUUAACCAUG